Zingiber officinale is the source of this 1257-nucleotide messenger RNA. RefSeq names its product casein kinase 1-like protein HD16. Lineage: Eukaryota; Viridiplantae; Streptophyta; Magnoliopsida; Zingiberales; Zingiberaceae. Gene Ontology annotation, molecular function: ATP binding; protein serine/threonine kinase activity. Gene Ontology annotation, cellular component: nucleus; cytoplasm. The transcript has a single exon. The record is from RefSeq and is a predicted model, not a curated record. Gene Ontology annotation, biological process: peptidyl-serine phosphorylation; endocytosis; signal transduction. The annotation marks the transcript as partial.
UGGAAUAACAACUCACACACAAUGUCUGUGGAAAUGGUCGCAUGUAUUGCAAUCGAAGCAAUCUCCAUAUUGGAGAAGACACAUUCAAAAGGUUAUGUGCAUGGGGAUGUGAAGCCUGAAAAUUUUUUACUCGGACCUCCUGGGACUUCUGAAGAAAAGAAAUUGUUUCUUGUUGAUCUUGGCUUAGCCACUAAAUGGAAGGAUAGUUCAACAAAUUCACAUGUUGAAUAUGAUCAACGGCCAGAUGUUUUCAGGGGGACUGUGCGCUAUGCUAGUGCUCAUGCUCACCUUGGGAGGACAGCAAGCAGAAGAGAUGAUUUAGAAUCCCUUGCUUAUACACUUGUCUUUCUUCUCCGUGGUCGUCUACCUUGGCAAGGCUAUCAGGGUGAAAAUAAAGGUUUCCUCGUCUGCAAAAAGAAGAUGGCUACAUCUCCAGAGUCUCUUUGUUGCUUUUUCCCACAACCUUUCAAGCAGUUCGUUGAGUAUGUGGUUAACUUGAAGUUUGAUGAAGAACCUAACUAUGCAAAGUGCAUCUCUCUUUUUGAUGGCAUAGUAGGUCCUAAUCCAGAUAUUAGGCCAAUUAACACUGAUGGAGCUCAAAAGCUUAUAUAUCAGGUAGGCCAAAAAAGAGGUCGUCUAAUGAUGGAAGAAGAAGUUGAUGAACAGCCCAAAAAGAAGAUUAGAAUGGGGUUGCCUGCAAAUCAAUGGAUUAGUGUUUAUAAUGCACGACGACCUAUGAAACAGAGGUACCAUUAUAAUGUUGCUGAUAUGAGGCUUGCACAACAUAUCGAGAAGGGGAAUGAAGAUGGUUUAUUCAUCAGUUGUGUGGCUUCUUCUAACAAUCUUUGGGCCCUGAUCAUGGAUGCAGGCACUGGCUUCACUGCUCAGGUUUAUGAGCUAUCUACAAACUUUCUUCACAAGGAAUGGAUAAUGGAACAAUGGGAGAAAAAUUAUUAUAUUAGCGCACUAGCAGGGACAAACAAUGGCAGCUCCUUGGUGGUUAUGUCCAAAGGUACUCUAUAUGCGCAGCAAUCAUACAAAGUGAGUGAGUCAUUUCCUUUCAAGUGGAUACAUAAAAAGUGGAGGGAAGGUUUUUAUGUUACUGCAAUGGCAACUGCUGGCAAUAGGUGGGCUGUCGUUAUGUCUCGUAAUGCUGGUUGCUCUGAUACCACUGUUACUUUAGAGGAGGAGAAGAACGCAGAAACAGAAUGGAAAAAACAACUUGAUUUGAUAUCAAAAAACCAAACCUAUAUAUAG